GCGUACAUCCAACGGUUUCACAAACGGUGGGUCCCUUCUCGCUGAUUAGAACUAGUUCCUAAUCUUGCGCCCACAUCGACAUCGACUCCUGCACUGGACCGCCGGCCACCAUCGCUUUUUCACCAGAAUCUCAGCGAGCCACCGUCCUCCCUCUCUCUCGCCGGCCAUGGACUCGGGAGAGCAACCUCCGAAGAAGCGGAAGCUGCACGAAUCCCAACCAGAACUGCCGCCAUCGCCGCCAUUAUUACAACCACCGCCACCACUACAAACCCUAGCCCCGCCGCGGAGCGCGGGCGCUCCACAAUCUCUGUCUCAGGAGGAGAUUAUGAAGAAACGGAGACACAGAGACGAGAUUCGAAGUGUAUACGAUUGCUACAAGCGGAUCAAGUUUUGCCUUUCGAAGAAUGACUCUGCUCUCACGCCGGAGCUCGAGCAAGCUUAUCUCUCUCUCAUCACUGCUUCCAGAGGUUGUACGAGUGUACAACGCAUUGUUGCUGAUCUCAUUCCUCGGUAUGCUUCAAAAUGUCCAACUGCCCUUGAAGCUGCAGGGAAAGUUGUUAUCAAUAUGUAUAACUGGAGCAUGGCAGUAAUAAAGAGAGGAGAGGAUGCUGAUGGUGUUGCAUUUCAGACUGCUAAAUCUUGUGUUCUUGGUCUAGCUGAUAUUUGCUACACUGCAUCUUCAGUGGCGCCAACAUCAUCCGUCAUUCGGGGGAUUUGCUCUGCAGUUUUCCAGAAUGUGCUCACCUUCUUCAUAUCCUCCUGUGAGGGAAAGGAUGUCUUUCUUAUUGUUGGGAAAGAAACUGUGAGAAUACAAGAUUCCUCUCAGAAUUUUUCUGAGCUAAAGCAAAAGGUUUUAGAUGAAAAUGAAUCUUCACCUAUUAAAUUAUCCAAGUUAUGCGCUCUCAGUUUAAUAUGGAUUCUCUUUAGUUAUCCACAAAAAUUACUCGCAGCCUGGUUUGAACUCUUUAAAUCCGGUGCAUCGGAUGGAGUUCUGAAAGGGCAGUAUUUUCUAAGGCAAAUGACAAGCAGGCUUGAUAAUGAUGGUGGCUAUCCUUUUGGUAAAAAUGGUGAUGAAUCUAAAUCAAGUACAGGUUAUACUGAAUCUAGCACCAGAGGCUGCAAGGUUAGCUCUGAGCAGGUAGCAUCAGAUGGCAAUCAUGUCUGUGGGGAUGCAUCAACAGUUUCAGAGAGCUGCUUGUUAGGACUGGUUCUUAGCCAAGAUCUGUCAUUGCAAAGUUGGAUGUUCUCAAAGUAUAAAAAGUUAUGUAAAUCAUCGUCUUCCAAAGUUUUUAAUGAUAUUAGAUCUUCUUUGGAAGAUGUAUUUAAUUCAUUUUUAGGGCGAAUGGAUGUGGGAGAUGAUCAAGUGGAUAGUGAUGAGGAUGAUUCUGAUCCAUCCAGAUUUAUUGAACGAGCAUAUCUGGUUCCUAGGUUCUCUAACCAACAUGAGGCCUGUAGUGAACUGUAUGGAAAAGAUAGUUCCAAUCAGGAGAGCUGGGGAACAAGGUCCACAAACUCUGAGAUUAGGGAGCAUGGAGAUAUGUCACAUGGCAGGUCUUCUGUGCCAAGGGACCUAAUGAACCACCAGGUUCUUUCACCUGUCACAAGAUCUCCACUAAAUUUCAGGAGUAAUUCAUUUGAUGGGAGAAAACAUGGUCAUCUUGACAAGAAUCAAGAUGCAAUGGAUUUUGGCUCACCUCUCAUGAGAUCUUUAAGUGGUGGUGUAAAUAGUUCUUUUGAAUCUCCUAGACCUCAUUUGGUGUCACCAUAUACUUCCACAACAACUCAAAGUGUUUGGUAUUCGGAUGGGGAUAUUGGAGCCAUGGAUAUUUUCUCCGCCUCUAAACAGCUCUGGCUGGGCUUUUCAGGAUCUGAUGUGUCUGAAGCUCAUGUAAGGUUUCAGUUAGAGAGGUUUGGUGCAGUAGAACAAUUUAUUUUCUUCCCACUCAAAGGGUUUGCCUUGGUAGAGUACAGAAACAUUGUGGAUGCCAUAAAGGCUCGGGAAUAUAUGCGCGGACAUUUUCCUUGGCACGUGAAGUUUAUGGAUAUAGGACUGGGAACUAGAGGUACCAUGAAUGGCAUUGCAGUUGGUUCUAGUUGCCAUGUUUAUGUUGGAAAUAUAUUAAGUCAAUGGGCCAAGGAUGAGACUCUGCAUGAAUCAAGAAAAGUGAUUUACAAGGGUCCUUACAUGGUCACUGAUCUUAGCAAUGAAGGUGCGUUACUGAUGGAAUUUGAUACUCCUGAAGAAGCUGCUGCGGUAAUGGCACAUCUCAGACAACAUCGCAAGGAAAGGAGUAACCACAGGCCACCAUAUGGUGCAGGGCCAGCUAAUGUCGUAAUAUCCCAAACUGAUGGUGCAAGAUCUGCACCUACCCCUACUCAUAUUGACAUAAGAAGCAGCACCCCUGGAAACAUGCCCAGUAGUCAUGUUGCUGCACCAUUUUCAGUAAAUCAUGAGAGCCACCCCAUGGAGCUUGCAUCCCCUAGAGUAACGUCCGAGAAUCAGGGGAAUACUGUACAGAGUGGAUAUUUAUUUCAGUCAAAGAGAGCUACUGGCUCUACGGAGAUGCUUGAAUCUGGCACCCCAAAGCUUGAUGGUUAUGACAAUAACUCACCUGUGGAUCCUUCACAAGGUAGUCAUGCUGUUUCUCGUGCUGCUGAACAAAAGUGGAUGUAUGCAAAACCUGGAAUGGAGCUGCAUUCCGCACCAGGGAGCAUUCCUUGUGUUCCUGUGCCAACACAGGGACCCUGUGUCCCACCUCCACUCCAAAUUCACUCAUCUCCAUUUAUACGGCCUGUUUACCCCCCUCCAAGUUCGUGGGAUCCACGGGGUGUAAAUCAUAAUCCUCCUUUGAACCCAAUCUCACCAGGUGUAAUGCCCAACAAUUUUCAUGGGAAUGCUAUUGUAGCUCCCUUCAUUCCUGCUUCUGUGACUCCACUUGCACAAAUACAGGGAACUCCAGCACAGCAAUUUGACCAAAUGUUUUCAGUACCGAUAGUUCCACCACCGCUAUCAUCUCAACCACCUCCUUUACCCGAAAUGCCACCUCCAGUGCCCCCAUCUCCACCACCUCUGCCUCAGUCGCAGCCGCCUUUUGUUCCUCCUCCUCCCCAUUCACCUCCUCCACCUGUUCCAGAAUCAUCUGGUGUGGAAGGUUCUGGACAAUGCUCUCAGUAUCAGUGGCAGGGAAUGUUAUGCAAAAGUGGUGUUCAUUACUGUACUGUUUAUGCACAUAGGGUGGAUUCAGAUAUAUGCAAAUAUUUGAAUGCCAUUUCUGAACCUAUAGAAUGGCCUGCUAAGUUAGACAUGACCAAGCGUACAGAUUUUCGGCAUGUGAAGUCAACAUUUACUAGCACCCCACCACAUAAAAGGGAGGUAUGCAGAUUGAUCCCAGCUUCUGCAGGCGACCACAAAGGCUUUCAGGAUUUCGUUUCAUACUUGAAGCAGAGGGAUUGCUCAGGAGUGAUCAAGAUCCCGGCUGUGAAAUCCUUAUGGGCGAGGCUUCUGUUCAUACUUCCACAGUCUGAUGACACUUGUGCUAUGCUCUCUAUUGCACCGAGUCCACCAGAUUGUCUCAUUGCUCUAAUAUUACCUAAAGAAACAAACUUCGAGUGGGUCUCACUUGCCCUCAAUCGAAAUCCGAUCGGACUCAGUGCGAGGGAGAACAUGUGGAACCGAAACUCUCACCCCCGAACCGCCGGAAGCAAGGGUGUCCCAAAACCCCAAAAGGUCUUCGUCCCUAAGAAUCCAGACCAGAACAAUCCAAUCGCUCGAGAGCCCAAUAUCAAUCCCAAUCCCAAUCCCACGCUCUCUACCUCUCUCCGGCAAUCCCUAUCCAAGCAGCAAUCCAAUGCCGAAACUUCCACCGCUGCUUUGGUGCCGCCGUCGGGGAGCAGGGUUCGGAUGGGAGACAAAGGUGAGUGGGUGCCGAGCCGAGCUCAGGGUGGCAAUUUCGUAAGUUACUUGCCCCAGGAUGAGGCGGUGGCGGCUGGGCUCGGCGCCGACGAAGGCGGAUUGGACGCCCUGGAGUCGCAGAGAGUGGUGGAUCUUCUUAACAGAGAGCUCUCCUGCCUGCUGAAGUUAAACCCUAAGGAGUUUUGGCGACAAGUGGCUAGUGAUACAUCGUUGCAUGAAUUUCUGGAUAGCUUUCUUCAGUUUAGGAGUAGGUGGUAUGAUUUCCCUCAUCGCGGCGCCAACGAAUUGGGCGGGGUCAUUGUUGGGGAGUUUGAAUUGAGCCGCCGUGUGUUUAUGGUAUUAUAUCGAAUAUCUUCUAAUAAUCCUGGCGCUCGUCUUGCUGAUAGUCUCAGUCCACAAGACCAUGAAGUUCUUUUGCAGGAGAAGAAGUUGCUUGACUUGCCUAAGCUGUUAGACAUAUGUGCUAUAUAUGGCCAUGAAAAUGAAGAUUUGACCAGAGUGCUGGUUGGCAAUGCAGUAAAAGCUCAUACUAGGAUACGUGACAAUUUGACUGCAGUAGCAUCACAUUUCCUUAGCAUUGUGCAAACAAUGCACCAACGUAGCAGCUCAGCCUUGGAGACCCUUUUUUCCUCUGGAAACACUGGAGAACAUGGAUCCAGCCGCCUUCUUGCUGAUUUAUUGGAAGUUAUGGACUUCAUCAACGAUGCAGUUGUAUCCAUGGAUGCUUUCUUAACUGCAUAUGAACCAUCUGCUGUCUUCUUGUUGUGCCCUGUUGAAAUCAGUCAUGGGAACGAGGCAUUACUAAGCACUCUAGCAAGGUUGCAUGAUUCAUUACUUCCAUCUUUGCAGCGUGGAUUUCAAAUAAUUUCAGCAGAUGGAGAAGAUAAAAUGGUGUCUAAUAUUGCUUUAAGUUUGAAGAUGUUAUCAAAGAGAAUUGUCAGAUUCGGUUGGAAACUAUUGGAUUUGUGCUAUCUAAGUGAUGAGGCCUUCAAAGAUAACCUCCCCAUUCCAGCUGCUGCGCAGAUGUUUCCAGCCAAAGUGGAGGAUCUUUUCAUUAGAUCAGAUAUACUGGUUCAAACUUUAAGAGAGAUUAAUGGAAUUUCCGUAUGUGCUCAGGAGAACCAGAAUAGGCAAACAUUUCUUCAAAAUAUUGAAAAGAACUUCAACAUUAUGAGCAAAAUGGAGAAUUUACAAAAUAGUGGAUGGAUAAUCAUGGAUGAUGAGCAGCUGGGGUAUGUAUAUGGAAUACUUAUGUCUACUCAGAAACUCAUAGUUAAGGAGCAGCCCAGUACGACAGCCGCUUUGACAAACAAGAAGGUGCAGAUAGAUGAAGAUGUUGCAAUUGUGGAGUCGCAAAUCAGUCAAAUAAAGGACCUGUUCCCUGAUUAUGGAAAAGGUUUCUUAGCUGCUUGUCUUGAAGCCUAUAACCAGAAUCCUGAGGAAGUUAUUCAGAGGAUUCUUGAGGGAACUCUUCAUGAAGAUCUGCAGUCCUUGGAUAUAUCAUUAGAGACGAUGCCAGCACCCAAGACUGCGACUGUUGGUAGGAAUGAUAAAGGGAAAGGAAAACUAGGUGAGCUUACAGCACCACCCGCCACUAGUACAGCAGUUGUUGUGAGGGAUAAACAAAAUGGUGCCCCUUCGGUUUCAUCCUCCUCAUCACAAGGAAGGUUUGUUAGGAAGUCUAAAGCAGACGUGCCUGAUACGGAUACCCUGGAUGACAGAAAUGAGAAAUACGUUGCAAACACUGCUACUCUUAUUUCACAGUUUGAGUAUGACGAUGAGUAUGAUGACUCUUUUGAUGAUCUGGGUCUGAGUGUUGCGGAUUCAGGAGUGGGGGAAAGUGAGAUAUUUAGUGAAAAAAGCAGCUCGAAUACGGGUAGGCCGUGGGAAACACAAACUGGAAGUUCAUCUCAGGAUGCAGCUAGUUCCAAAUGGGGCUCCAGAAAGAAGCCCCAAUAUUAUGUCAAGGAUGGUAAGAAUUAUAGUUACAAAGUUGCAGGUUCGGUUGCAGUUGCAAAUGCUGGGGAAGCAUCAUUAAUUACUGAAGCACAACGAGAAGUUAUUCAUGGCCUUGGCCGUGGUGGCAAUCUUCCUCUAGGCGCGGUUAAGAAGCUGACAGAAUACUCGGAGGAGCAAGACAAACAAUUUGACAAUUCUCAAGCCGAAGAGAGAGGUCAGAUGGAUGGGAGAGGGAGAGGGUUUGUUGGGAAUGCUAGGGGCAGAGGACGGAGGGGAGGAAGACAAAGGGAGUCCAAUGAGGAGCAAGAUACCAAACACAACGAUAAUGCCGAAGGUGAGUUUGUUGGGAAUGCUAGGGGCAAAGGACGGAGGGGAGGAAGACAAAGGGAGUCCAAUGAGGAGCAAGAUAAUAAACACAACGAUAAUGCCGAAGGUGAAGACGGAGAGAAUGCAGGAAAUCAAAGGGGAAGGGGGGGAAGGAGAGGAGGCAGAGGAGGAGGUGGGAGAAACAAUUUCAGGAAGGACCGGGCCAUGAAUAAGCACUUUUCUGGUUUAGGUGGCUUCUAGGUAUACAGAGUAACAACGACAUCUCCCCCGUUUUUUUGUUUAGGGAACGGUUUCAAGCAUGAGAUCUAUCGAGAGUUUUGGGUCACUGUAAAUUUUGGUUGCUUGCUAACUUGUCAUUUGAUUAAAUCACAGUUACAUCGAUUAAUCGAUCACUAUGGUUUCAUAUGCAUUAAUCAAGUGAAGACCCCGACACUGGAUUAGAGUUGUGAUAA
Pyrus x bretschneideri (Chinese white pear) is the source of this 6651-nucleotide messenger RNA. RefSeq lists its product as uncharacterized. NCBI's taxonomy places the organism in Eukaryota, Viridiplantae, Streptophyta, Magnoliopsida, Rosales, Rosaceae. Gene Ontology annotation, molecular function: ubiquitin binding; nucleic acid binding. The record is from RefSeq and is a predicted model, not a curated record.